Musa acuminata AAA Group (dessert banana) is the source of this 2648-nucleotide messenger RNA. Its product is annotated as probable peptide/nitrate transporter At3g43790. NCBI's taxonomy places the organism in Eukaryota, Viridiplantae, Streptophyta, Magnoliopsida, Zingiberales, Musaceae. The transcript has 15 exons. The record is from RefSeq and is a predicted model, not a curated record. Bases 628 to 2160 code for a protein of 510 amino acids. Gene Ontology annotation, biological process: transmembrane transport. Gene Ontology annotation, molecular function: transmembrane transporter activity.
AUUAUUCUUAUUAUUGUGUUAGCAUGCAGGUGAUCUUAUGAAGCAAUUUGAACGCCAGUACUGGUAAUUGAAGCAGGUUGCUACUUGUUGACUUCUGUUCAGCUUUAAAGAAGAAUCACAACCCAUAUCAUCUUUCUCUUUCUCGAUCCUUCCAGCUUCAGAGGCCGAGUGAGCGAUGAGGUGAGAAACCUAAUCUAUAUCUUUCGCUUGGUCUAAUUGGGAGGCCUCUUUGUCAUCAUCACAGGCGACAAAUAGAUCGAAGCGGGAGUCAGUGGCAACAUGACGAACCCCUUUCGGUCGACGCUCGUAUCUGAGGCCGAAAAUUCACAUAGUACCCCUCUCGGUCGACUCGUGUUUCUGAUGCUUAAAACUUCGCAUGGUAUCGUGCGAUUCGCAGAUUCGUUAGCAUCCCCGAUGACGCAUGCAGUGAGGUAUUGGGAUUGGAAUGAAGGGGGGGGAGGAUUACCUAGUACGCAGUAAUGGCUUUAGACAGCUAAAGAAAGGGACAUAGUGUCUUCCUUUCGCUUUUGUGAUUGCAAUCCCGAGCUUGAAGGAAUCACGACCAUUUAUGUGCCAGAUCGAUGUCCAGCGACAGAUAAGGCUUGGUCGUUUGGAGUGGUCGUGGCCAUGGAGGCGAGCACCGGGCCUCUGUUGAAGGUGUACUAUGAGAACUGCCCCGGAUGCAAGCAGGACCGGAAGAACGAGGUCCGCCGAGGAGUUCCUUACAGGGAAUUCUUCUACAUAUGGAUCGUCACGCUGUGCUCCGCCUUACCAGUAGCAUCAUUGUUUCCUUUCUUAUACUUCAUGACACAAGACUUACAUGUUGCCAAAAGAGAAGAAGAUAUUGGAUUUUAUGCUGGUUUUGUAGGAUCUGCAUUUAUGAUUGGAAGAGUUCUGACUUCAGUAUUCUGGGGGAUUGUGGCAGAUCGAUAUGGAAGGAAACGAGUUAUAGUCAUUAGUAUUAUUUCCAUAAUAUUAUUUAACACUAUGUUUGGGCUUAGCACAAGUUACUGGAUGGCACUUGUUUCAAGAUUACUUCUUGGAUGUUUUAAUGGUUUGCUUGGUCCAAUAAGGGUAUCUGCUCAAUUGGUGUUCAAAAUUCAAAUAGCUUAUGAUUCAUUGAUGCCAUACUUUCUAAUUGGAAGCUUGAUGUGGAAUUCGAUACAGGCUUAUGCUUCAGAAGUUUGCCGAAAAGAAUAUCAAGCUCUAGGAUUAUCUCUUGUUAGUUCAACACGAGGUAUAGGUUUAAUUGUUGGUCCAGCUAUUGGAGGUUUCUUUGCUCAGCCUGCAAAGAAAUAUCCGAAUAUCUUCUCCAUAAAGUCAUUGUUUGGCAGGUUUCCUUACUUUUUACCUUGCUUUUGCAUCUCUCUCAUAGCAACUGGGGCAUUGGUUGCCUGUUUCUGGCUUCCUGAGACUUUGCACAUGCACGAUAAGUGGGAAAUUGAAGAUCUGGAGGAUUCACUAAUAAGAUGUGAAACAAAAAAAUAUAAUGAAGAAAUUGAAGGAACAAUGUUGGCAUCUAAGCAAAGCUUGAUAAAGAAUCGGCCUUUAAUGUCAGCAAUCAUUGUCUAUUGUGCUUUUGCCCUUCAAGACACAGCAUAUGCUGAGAUAUUCUCCUUGUGGGCUGUGAGCAGCAAAACAUAUGGUGGAUUGAGCUUCUCAUCUCAGGAAGUUGGUGAAGUACUUGCAAUCUCAGGUUUGAGUCUCCUAGUUUAUCAACUAUUUCUUUAUCCAUGCUUUGAGAAGUAUCUAGGACCCAUCAGUUCAUUGCGUGCUGCAGCGAUUUUUUCUAUACCAUUGCUCACCAGUUACCCAUUUAUGUCUAAGCUUUCUGGAUUAAAACUUUUCUUUGUUGUGAACUGUGCAUCACUCCUGAAGAGUGCUAUUUCCGUAACUAUCACCACUGGGUUCAACAUCCUGCAGAAUAAUGCUGUGUCUCAACAUCAAAGAGGUGCUGCAAAUGGUAUUUCUGUCACUGCAUUGUCUCUUUCCAAAGCUAUUGCUCCAGCAACCGCAGGGGCUUUAUUUUCAUGGGCACAAAAGCGUCAACAGGCUUCCUUCUUAUCAGGUAUAACUUGUUUCUCUUUGAAGAUUUGUCUCGUUGCAAAAGCCUCUAUCAUUCAUCAGACAUUGCAAAAGUCCAUAAUUUUUUUUGUUUAAUACCUAACAUUUGCCAUGUAAAUUAAUCACCAAUUAACCUGAUCACGAUCUCAUGAUACUUGGAAAUCAUCUGAACUCAUCUACCUACUCUGAAUUGUUUGUAGCAAUAUUGGAUACUAUCAAGCGUACCCUUUUAGCUCUCUUCCAUUUCAUAAAUAAAUGAUUGUAGGAUCUUAUGCUAAUUCUUUAGAUUUGAAAUGUAAAGAUAUUCACAAUCGAUAUGCAUCACAGAUCAAUGUACAUCUACUUCAUGGUUAAUUUUAACCAUGGGUAAAAAUUCGAGGAAUCCGCUUGUAGGCUUCAAUUGCUUUUUUUUUUCUCGAACUCGUUUGACUCGGUUUGAUUAAUCUGAAAAUAACAUCGUAAGAUUUCAUACUGAUUAUUGUGUUGGGACGCAGGCGAUCAUAUGAUCUUCUUUGUACUCAGUGUGAGUACAAUGAUUGGGUUCCUAUUGACCUUCAAACCUUUUCUGACUCUACCCAACUCCA